CUAAUCAGCUGCCGGGCGAACCACUGGUUCAUUUUGAAGCUUCCUAUUCUUGCGGCGGAUUUCAAUUCGCAGGAAAAGGGGAAACCACGCAAUAAAAUGUCGUACUCUUAGCUGCAAGGCAACUGUCUUCAAAUAAAUUAAACUGCUUAACGCGGUCCGUUCGAUAUUCUCUAAAUAUUCUAUUCUAAGCUGAACAGCACUGCGCACAUUAAAUCGGAGUUCAGUUUUAAUAAACUCUCGAUAAUGGAACCUUGGCUGGCCAAAUCAUUUAAGAAGGUCAGGGAGGAGGAGGACUUUGCCGACUGCAGUGUGAUUGUCGGGUCGCGCUCCUUCCGGUGCCACAAAGUGAUACUGGGUGUGGCUUCGGAUUUCUUCAAGCGCGCCUUCCAGCCGGGCUUCGCUGAGGGCGAAAAAGGAGAGGUGACCAUCACCAAUGUCACUGGCGACGUUUUCGAAAAGUUCCUGGAGUAUGUAUACAGCUACGAGGUGAAGGGUUUCGACAGCUACAGCAACCCGGACAUCAUCAAGCUGAAGGAGUGCGCCAAUAUGUGGAUGGUGGAACCGCUAAAGCAGAAAUGCGACGAGAUCAUCAGGAGGAGGAUCCCCAACAUGCUGUGCGCGGACUUGCUACUGUACUUUGAGCAUGCGCACCACGUCAACGACCCCAAACUAGCCACCGACAUUUCCUUUUAUCUAAGACAGAAGAUUAUUGGAACAAUCCCUGACACGCUUUACGAACUGGGCUCAGAUGUGUUCAGGGAGUUCUUGAACACCAUAAAGGGCUGUUUGUCAGAAAGAAGGCGUUACGACAUAAUAGAGAAGUAUGUGGUCAUUCACGGGUUUGUGCUCAAUCAAAGUGAUCUCAUGAAAUGGCAGUUCCACGGACUCGCCACUCAAGCAGAAAGAACACCAGGCUCUUCAUGCCUUAACGACACCAAACCGUUCGACUAUGCGAACCCAAAUCCGUUCAAGAUCGAAAACCUAAACUUUGCUGGCACAAACUCUAUACCCUUGGACCCCAGGUCAAAGAAGAUCAAUAGCGAGUAUGUCCACGACGUUUUGAGAUUGAUAGACUAUACAAAAAUGACUGCUGUAGAGUUCUUUGAGGGCCCUGGAAAAUCCAAAAUGAUGACGUUUGAGGACAAGUUCAAUUUCAUGUACAAAAUAGCUUGUUCAAAGGGCUCCAGGUAGUAAAUUGAAACAAGAAAUUGUACAUUUGAUUUUUGAUUUUUAAUACACAAUUUGUCCAAACACUUAAAUGGGAGUUUCUUCAUUAAUAAGAAAUAAUGUGCUAUCAUUUCAA
Drosophila biarmipes is the source of this 1303-nucleotide messenger RNA. RefSeq names its product kelch-like protein 40. Bases 244 to 1191 code for a protein of 315 amino acids. Lineage: Eukaryota; Metazoa; Arthropoda; Insecta; Diptera; Drosophilidae. The transcript is spliced from 3 exons. The record is from RefSeq and is a predicted model, not a curated record. Gene Ontology annotation, molecular function: protein binding.